Harmonia axyridis is the source of this 1496-nucleotide messenger RNA. RefSeq names its product zinc finger protein 64-like. Bases 124 to 1269 code for a protein of 381 amino acids. NCBI's taxonomy places the organism in Eukaryota, Metazoa, Arthropoda, Insecta, Coleoptera, Coccinellidae. The transcript is spliced from 2 exons. Gene Ontology annotation, cellular component: nucleus. Gene Ontology annotation, biological process: regulation of gene expression. The record is from RefSeq and is a predicted model, not a curated record.
CUAUGCUUAGUAAUCUGUGAUUCUAUAAUCAUUUCUGGUAUUUCUGCUCGAUUUAAUUCCAUUAUCAUUUUAAACUUUCCAAGUUAAUAUUUUAGGAUUUAGUAUCAUAUAUAUUGUUCCAAAAUGAAAGUGGAUGCAAGUGAAAUAGAUGAGACUAUUGAAUGUUCAGAAUUAGGAGAGAACUUCAAAACUCAUCUACAAAAAAUAGAAGAUGUUGAUAUAUUUGAACAAUUCAUCGAUGAGAAUGGCGUUCAAGAGAGGAUAGUCUUCUUGGAAAACAUUGAAAAUGAAUCAAGAUAUCCAUCCAAACACAAUGAUUUUAUUGAUAAUUCUUUAAAAACAGAGGAAUUGCCCCAAAUUCAUAAAGAAUCUUUCUAUUCCAAUAUGAAAAAACAUAAAUGUUACCUGUGUGAUUAUGCUGCAAAUCAUAGAAAUAGUCUCAAAUAUCAUAUAGAUUCAGUUCAUUUGAAUUUGAAAGAACAUAAGUGUCACCUGUGCGAUUAUGCUGCAUAUCAAAAAUCUAGUCUCAAAUAUCAUAUAGAAUCAAUUCAUUUGAAUUUGAAGGAACAUAAGUGUCACCUGUGUGAUUAUGCUACAAAUCGGAGUAAUAUUCUGAAACGACAUAUGGGAACAGUUCAUUUAAAUUUGAAAGAACAUAAGUGUCACCUGUGUGAUUAUGCUGCAAAUCUGAAAAUAGAGAUCAAGAGACAUUUCGAUGCGGUUCAUUUAAAGUUAAAGAAACAUAAGUGUCACAAGUGUGAUUAUGCUACAAAUAGUAAAAGAUGUUUCAAAUGUCAUGUAGAAUCAGUCCAUUCGGAAUUGAAGAAAAAGUGUCACCUGUGCGAUUAUGUUGCAAAUCUGAAAAUGGAUCUCAAAAGACAUUUAAAUUCGGUUCAUUCAAAUUUUAAAGAACAUAAGUGUCACCUGUGUGAUUAUGGUGCAAAUCGUGAAAAAAGUCUCAAAUAUCAUAUAGAUUCAGUUCAUUUAAAUUUGAAUCAAUAUAAGUGUUACCUUUGUGAUUAUGCUACAAAUUGGCAACAGUUUUUAAAAAAACAUAUAGAAUCAGUUCAUUUGAAAUUGAAGGAACAUAAGUGUCACCUGUGUGAUUUUGCUGCAAAUCGCAAAGAUCAUCUCAAAAAUCAUUUCAAUUCAGUUCAUUUAAAUUUGAAGCCACAUAAGUGUCACAUAUGUGAUUAUGCUGCAAAUCGGAAAACGUAUCUUGAAAAACAUUUAAAUAAGUAUCAUUUAAAUUCGAAGAAAAAAGUAUAAUCUAUGUGAUUAUGCACUUAUGGCUCAAAGUUCACCGUCAUAUGCUAGCGUACGAGCGUUCAACACUAUACCAGGAAAUAUCUUUGCUGCUGAUAGUACAAAAUACAAAAAUUUGUCGCCAGCUCCAGCAAUACAUGGAAAUUUUGGAAUGAAGAAAACCUACUUGUUUAUUUUGAUAAAAAUUUAAAUUUAUUCUUUUAAUUGUCAAUAAAGGCCUAUUAUCAUUA